GGGCCUUCCCGGGCAGGGGACCCGGGGGGUGUGCCCCCGCGGCCGGAGCCCCCACGCUCCAGGCCUCGCCACAAUGUGCCCAGCUCCUGCAGGGCCGCGGUAAACAAUGAAGGAGGGGGGUGACCCCGCCGGCGGCGGCGGCGGGGUGGGUCCCGCACUCCCCCGACAGUCCAAUCCUCGGUCACAUUGUUGAGAAGCAGAUGUCAUUAUGGGUGGAGCUGACACUGCCGAGCAGCUGAAACAUUUUUCUAGCCCAACUCACUCCCAGCCUGCCCCGGGAGAGGGUCUGCGCCCCACACAGUGUCAACUGAGGAAAGCUGGACAGAGAGCAGUCCCGGAAGGUGCCAAACUCACAGGUGUGGCUACUACUACCUGUAAGGGAGCAACUUAUCAAUUCUGUUUUGGUAUACCAAGGUUGCAGAAGUCCAACUAACAGUGAAUGGUAGUGUCUAGAAAGGGUAUGUCCCUUCAGGAGAGAGGUGCCAAUGUCCAACCGGCCUAAUAACAAUCCAGGGGGGUCACUGCGACGUUCACAGAGGAACACUGCCGGGGCCCAACCACAAGACGACUCCAUAGGAGGAAGGUCACAUUUAGGGCAGGCAAAACAUAAGGCAUAUAGCCCUCCUGAGAGUAGAAAAUCUAUUUCUAAGGCACCCAAAGUGCAGUCUAAUACUACUUCUGAACAGUCAAGGGGACACAUUUCUAAAAGAAGCUGCAGCUCAUCGUCUGCUGUCAUAGUUCCACAAUCAGAAGAUCCAGACAGAGCCAAUACUUCAGAAAAGCAAAAAACGGGGCAAGCGCCUAAGAAAGACAGUUCUCGAGGAGUGAAACGCAGUGCCAGUCCAGAUUACAACAGGACCAAUUCUCCAAGCUCUGCUAAGAAACCCAAAGCCCUCCAACACACUGAACCUUCUUCAGAAACCAACAGACCCCAUUCUAAAUCAAAGAAGAGGCAUUUAGAGCAAGAACAGCCACUGAAAUCUGCACCAUUGCCAUCCACAAGCAAGGCACACACCAGAAAGGGUGGAGCUGCCGGCAGUUCACGCAGUCAGAAGAGGAAAAGGACAGAAAGUUCUUCUUGUAUAAAGAGUGGUUCAGUGUCUGAAUCAACUGGUGCUGAAGAGCGAUCAGCAAAACCCACCAAGCUGGCUUCAAAAUCGGCCACCUCAGCCAAAGCUGGGUGUAGCACCAUCACCGAUUCCUCUUCUUCUGCUUCGACAUCUUCCUCGUCUUCUGCAGUUGCCUCUGCUUCCUCCACUGUACCACAGGGGGCCAGAGUGAAACAAGGAAAAGACCAAAACAAGGCUAGGCGUUCCCGGUCAGCAUCUAGUCCCAGUCCCCGAAGAAGUAGCCGGGAAAAGGAGCAGAGUAAAACUAGCGGCUCUUCUAAGUUUGAUUGGGCUGCUCGUUUUAGUCCUAAAGUGAGCCUGCCUAAAACAAAACUGUCUCUACCAGGGUCUUCUAAGUCAGAGACAUCAAAACCUGGACCUUCAGGAUUACAAGCUAAAUUAGCAAGUUUAAGAAAAUCUACCAAGAAGCGCAGUGAGUCACCACCUGCUGAGCUCCCCAGUUUGCGGCGGAGCACACGCCAAAAGACCACGGGCUCCUGUGCUAGUACCAGUCGGCGAGGCUCUGGCCUGGGGAAAAGAGGAGCGGCUGAAGCUCGCCGACAGGAGAAGAUGGCAGACCCUGACAGCAACCAGGAUGGAGUUAACUCAUCAGCUGCGCGCACAGAUGACCCUCCACAAGGAGCUGCAGCUUCUAGUUCUGUUGCUGGGGCUGUAGGCAUGACCACCUCUGGUGAGAGUGAGUCAGAUGAUUCAGAGAUGGGAAGACUGCAAGCUCUGUUAGAGGCUAGGGGUCUUCCUCCUCACCUGUUCGGUCCUCUUGGUCCUCGGAUGUCACAACUUUUCCACAGGACAAUUGGAAGUGGAGCUAGUUCUAAGGCCCAGCAGCUUCUACAAGGACUACAAGCUACUGAUGAAAGUCAGCAGCUUCAGGCAGUGAUUGAGAUGUGUCAAUUAUUGGUCAUGGGAAAUGAGGAGACAUUGGGAGGGUUUCCAGUAAAAAGUGUUGUUCCAGCUUUGAUAACACUGCUGCAGAUGGAGCAUAAUUUUGAUAUUAUGAACCAUGCCUGUCGAGCCUUAACAUACAUGAUGGAAGCACUGCCCAGAUCAUCUGCUGUGGUGGUGGAUGCCAUUCCUGUUUUUUUGGAAAAGCUGCAAGUGAUUCAAUGUAUUGAUGUGGCAGAGCAGGCUUUAACCGCCUUGGAGAUGCUAUCGCGUAGACACAGCAAAGCCAUUCUGCAGGCGGGAGGUUUGGCAGACUGCCUGCUGUAUCUGGAGUUCUUCAGCAUAAAUGCCCAGAGAAAUGCUCUAGCAAUUGCGGCCAAUUGCUGCCAGAGUAUCACACCGGAUGAGUUUCACUUUGUGGCAGAUUCCCUCCCCUUGCUUACCCAAAGGCUUACCCACCAGGACAAGAAGUCAGUAGAAAGCACUUGUCUUUGUUUUGCACGACUAGUGGACAACUUCCAACAUGAGGAGAAUUUGCUUCAGCAGGUUGCCUCUAAGGAUUUGCUCACCAAUAUUCAGCAAUUGUUGGUCGUUACUCCACCAAUUCUAAGCUCUGGGAUGUUUAUUAUGGUGGUCCGCAUGUUUUCCUUGAUGUGUUCUAACUGUCCAACUCUAGCAGUUCAACUUAUGAAGCAAAAUAUUGCAGAAACACUUCACUUCCUUCUGUGUGGGGCCUCAAAUGGCAGUUGCCAGGAACAAAUUGAUCUUGUUCCACGAAGUCCGCAAGAACUUUAUGAGCUGACAUCUCUUAUUUGUGAAUUGAUGCCAUGUUUACCAAAAGAAGGAAUUUUUGCUGUUGAUACCAUGCUAAAAAAGGGAAAUGCACAAAACACUGAUGGUGCAAUAUGGCAAUGGCGAGAUGACAGGGGUCUUUGGCAUCCCUACAACAGGAUUGAUAGCCGGAUAAUUGAGGUAGCAGCUCAUCAGGUCGGUGAGGAUGAGAUAAGCUUGUCUACCUUAGGGCGAGUUUAUACUAUUGAUUUUAAUUCUAUGCAGCAAAUCAAUGAGGACACCGGAACUGCACGUGCUAUUCAGAGAAAACCUAACCCAUUAGCCAAUACUAACACUAGUGGAUAUUCAGACUUAAAGAAGGAUGAUGCUCGAGCGCAGCUAAUGAAAGAGGACCCAGAACUGGCUAAGUCUUUCAUUAAGACAUUGUUUGGUGUUCUUUAUGAAGUGUAUAGUUCUUCAGCAGGACCUGCAGUCAGACAUAAGUGCCUUAGAGCAAUUCUUAGGAUAAUUUAUUUUGCGGAUGCCGAGCUUCUGAAGGAUGUGCUGAAAAAUCAUGCUGUUUCAAGUCACAUUGCUUCCAUGCUGUCAAGUCAAGACCUGAAGAUAGUAGUUGGAGCCCUUCAAAUGGCUGAAAUCUUAAUGCAGAAAUUGCCUGAUAUUUUUAGUGUUUACUUCAGAAGAGAAGGUGUGAUGCAUCAAGUAAAAAAUUUAGCAGAGUCUGAGGCUUUGCUAACAAGUCCACCAAAGGCGUGCACCAAUGGAUCGGGGACCUUGGGUUCCAACACCACAAUCAGCACGGGGACAGCCACCGCUGCCAGCAACGCAACUGCGGACUUGGGCUCCCCCAGCUUACAGCACGGCAGAGAUGAUUCUUUAGACCUGAGUCCACAGGGUCGACUAAGUGACGUCCUCAAGAGAAAACGACUGCCAAAACGUGGGCCAAGAAGGCCAAAGUACUCUCCUCCAAGGGAUGACGACAAAGUAGACAAUCAAGCUAAAAGCCCUACUACUACACAGUCUCCUAAAUCUUCUUUCCUGGCAAGCUUGAAUCCCAAAACAUGGGGCAGAUUAAGCGCACAGUCCAAUAGCAACAACAUUGAACCAGCCCGGACGGCCGGAGUCAGUGGUCUCGCCAGGGCCGCCUCAAAGGACACCAUCUCUAACAAUAGAGAAAAAAUUAAGGGUUGGAUUAAGGAACAAGCUCAUAAAUUUGUGGAACGCUAUUUCAGCUCUGAGAAUAUGGAUGGAAGCAAUCCUGCACUAAAUGUCCUUCAGAGGCUUUGCACUGCAACUGAACAACUCAACCUCCAGGUGGAUGGUGGAGCUGAGUGCCUUGUAGAAAUCCGGAGCAUAGUCUCAGAGUCUGAUGUCUCCUCGUUUGAAAUCCAGCAUAGUGGGUUUGUGAAACAGUUGCUGCUUUACUUGACAUCCAAAAGUGAAAAAGAUGCUGUGAGCAGAGAUAUCAGAAUUAAAAGAUUCCUUCACGUCUUUUUUUCUUCUCCGCUUCCUGGAGAAGAACCAAUUGGAAGAUUGGAACCGAUGGGAAAUGCACCUUUGUUGGCAUUAGUUCACAAAAUGAACAACUGCCUUAGUCAGAUGGAGCAGUUUCCAGUUAAAGUUCAUGAUUUUCCAAGUGGAAAUGGAACGGGGAGCAGUUUUUCUCUCAACAGAGGAUCACAAGCUUUAAAAUUUUUCAACACACACCAGUUAAAAUGCCAACUGCAAAGACAUCCUGACUGUGCAAAUGUGAAACAAUGGAAGGGUGGACCUGUGAAGAUAGACCCGCUGGCGUUGGUGCAAGCCAUUGAGAGAUACCUUGUAGUCAGAGGCUAUGGCAGAGUCAGAGAAGAUGAUGAAGACAGUGAUGAUGAUGGUUCAGAUGAAGAAAUAGAUGAGUCUUUGGCAGCUCAGUUCUUAAAUUCGGGAAAUGUAAGACAUAGACUGCAAUUCUACAUUGGAGAUCAUUUACUGCCAUAUAAUAUGACUGUGUAUCAGGCAGUUAGACAGUUCAGUAUACAGGCUGAAGAGGAGAGGGAAUCUACAGAUGAUGAAAGCAAUCCAUUAGGAAGAGCUGGCAUUUGGACAAAGACUCACACGAUAUGGUAUAAACCUGUAAGAGAAGAUGAAGAUGGUAGCAAAGAGUCUGUUGGUGGUAAAAGGGGAAGGGCCCAAACAGCUCCAACAAAAACUUCGCCUAGAAAUGCAAAAAAACAUGAUGAAUUGUGGCAUGAUGGAGUAUGCCCAUCAGUAUCAAAUCCUUUAGAAGUUUACCUCAUAUCUUCCCCACCUGAAAAUAUAACUUUUGAAGACCCUUCAUUAGAUGUGAUCCUUCUUUUAAGAGUUUUACAUGCCAUCAGUCGUUAUUGGUAUUAUUUAUAUGAUAAUGCAAUGUGCAAGGAAAUUAUUCCAACUGGUGAAUUUAACAACAGUAAACUGACUGCAAAAGCAAACAGGCAGCUUCAGGAUCCUUUGGUAAUCAUGACAGGAAACAUCCCAGCGUGGCUCACUGAGCUUGGAAAAACCUGCCCAUUUUUCUUUCCAUUUGACACUCGGCAAAUGCUUUUUUAUGUUACUGCGUUUGAUCGAGACCGGGCCAUGCAGAGGUUAUUAGACACCAACCCAGAAAUCAAUCAGUCAGACUCUCAGGACAGCAGAGUUGCCCCUCGACUUGAUAGAAAAAAGCGAACUGUGAAUAGAGAAGAGCUUUUGAAACAGGCAGAGUCUGUGAUGCAGGAUCUUGGCAGCUCAAGGGCCAUGUUGGAAAUUCAGUAUGAGAAUGAAGUUGGUACAGGUCUUGGGCCUACACUGGAAUUUUAUGCACUUGUAUCUCAGGAACUACAGAGAGCUGACUUAGGCCUCUGGAGAGGCGAAGAAGUAACUCUAACUAAUCCAAAAGGAAGCCAAGAAGGGACCAAGUACAUUCAAAACCUCCAAGGCCUGUUUGCACUUCCCUUUGGCAGAACAGCCAAACCAGCGCAUAUUGCUAAGGUUAAGAUGAAGUUUCGCUUUUUAGGAAAAUUAAUGGCCAAGGCUAUCAUGGAUUUCAGAUUGGUGGACCUUCCCCUUGGCUUGCCUUUUUAUAAAUGGAUGCUUCGACAAGAAACUUCACUUACAUCACAUGAUUUGUUUGAUAUUGACCCAGUUGUAGCAAGAUCAGUAUAUCAUCUAGAAGAUAUUGUCAGACAAAAGAAAAGACUUGAACAAGAUAAAUCACAGACCAAAGAGAGUCUACAGUAUGCAUUGGAGACCUUGAAUAUGAAUGGCUGCUCAGUGGAAGACCUAGGAUUGGAUUUCACGCUACCAGGGUUUCCCAACAUAGAACUAAAGAAAGGGGGAAAGGAUAUACCUGUCACCAUCCACAAUCUAGAAGAAUAUCUACGACUGGUUAUAUUCUGGGCACUAAAUGAAGGUGUUGCCAGGCAGUUUGAUUCAUUCAGAGAUGGAUUUGAAUCAGUCUUCCCACUCAGCCAUCUUCAGUACUUCUAUCCUGAGGAACUGGAUCAGCUUCUGUGUGGCAGUAAAGCAGACACUUGGGAUGCAAAGACACUGAUGGAAUGCUGCAGGCCCGAUCAUGGCUAUACUCAUGACAGUCGAGCUGUGAAGUACCUGUUUGAGAUUCUCAGUGGUUUUGAUAACGAGCAGCAGAGAUUAUUUCUUCAGUUUGUGACUGGUAGCCCAAGAUUGCCUGUAGGAGGCUUCCGAAGUUUGAAUCCUCCUUUGACAAUUGUCCGCAAGACCUUUGAGUCCACAGAAAAUCCAGAUGACUUCUUGCCCUCAGUAAUGACUUGUGUGAACUAUCUCAAGUUGCCAGACUAUUCAAGUAUUGAGAUAAUGCGUGAAAAACUGUUGAUAGCUGCCAGAGAGGGGCAGCAGUCAUUCCAUCUUUCCUGAUCACAAUGAAAAAUGCAAUGUCUGCCUGUUACAGCAAAAGAGAAAAAAAAUCAUGAUUUCUUUUCUAAAUGUAUCACCCGAGUCAAGGAAACGUGUUAUUCCUUCUUGUAGAAAAACGGCUUGCAGAUUAUAAAAGAGACACUUGGUUGAUAUUUCUCAAUGGCCCCAUGGACUUAAAGUGAUCAGGCCCUAAAAAGUUGUUGUGACAAGGUUUCUUUAGCAAGUUCUUGUUUAAAUUAUCAUUUAUUUGAUGAGUGAAGUUUUUAAACUUGCUUUGCUGUGUGAAAUUUAAAAAGGGAUGUUUUUCCAGGCUGGAACAAUAAAUGUCGCUGUGCAGUUUAAUACUGGGCUGUGUGUAUCCAUCUAGCUAAGUCUGCAGUUUUAUUUCCUCCAAAGACAACUUUUGUACAUAAGUACAGAAAUUAAAACUCACAUGUGUUUGACAUAUAGUUUAGUAGACUAGCUCUCUGUACCUUCACUUGCCUCUGAUUUUUCUCCCUCCGUGUAUUGUCUGAUGUGCAAUUCACAUGGUUCUUUUUUGUGUACAGCACUCACAACAAUUGUUACAUUUUCGUUGGCGUGGGCGUUUACCGUUCCAUGUUUUUUCUCAAAUUAAGAUAUAAUUUAAAUUUUACUGAAUUAAAAUAUAUUGUCAAUAUAACAGCCUUUGUAACUAGGUAGAUUCUUUCAUAUAGCUUAGUUUUAAUGUAGUUGUAGGCUCUAUUGGCGCUACAGCCUUUACCAGAUGACACGCUAGGACUGUUGACACAGUUAUUUUGGGCAACAAAAGCCUCCAAAAUGGAGGUGAGGAAGAAAUCAUUUUUUUGUGUGUGUGUAGUUGAAAAAUUGAACAGAUUGGGCUGGCCAGUAUUUAUUAUUAUAUGGCCAGAGCAUUUUGAAUUGAUGUAAAGUUUUAAAAGUAAAUUAGCAGUUUUCAUCCCCUGUUCUAGGAAAGCUUUUUUUUCCCUUGUUCUUAAGUUCUUGCUUUUCUUUCAUAGUUUUGCUUUCAUUCCUCUCUCUUAACCCUUCCUUCCUUCCCUCCCUCCCUUCUCACCCCCAGUGCUAGCUUGGAACAAACAGUUCAGCCUUUGUCUUGAACACAGAUAAAGCACCUGUAAGCAAUGCUCUGUCCAACUGUUUUAUGUGCUGAUUUCUCAAAUCUGCAAUAAUUUACUUCAUCAGGUUAAUGUUUUUACCUGAAUAUAAAUAAAUAAAGUUUGCUUCACCUUUUUGUUUAUAGUUUUGUACUGUAUCCAUAAGUUCAAUUGUGUAAAUUUAUUUCAAUGCUAGUAAAUCAUUUAAAUCUCCAUGGCUAAUUGCCUAUGGUCAUGGCUGAUUUGCUAUUUAAACAAGAGUUUGCAAUAUAUGCUGUUAAAUUCUGUGGAGAGAUGAGUGAAGUGAAGGAGAUUCUUUCCUUCCAUGGGUUAAAAAUUUACAGUUUGCUACAAACAUUCUUGAGAAAAAACUUUCUAUGAUUCAUCUCUGAAAAUCUGAGAUGAGUUAAUUAUUUUUAUUCAACUUUGAGAAAUCAAAUUUAUUUUUAGUUUGAUCACGUGUUCAAAAAUUUAUUUUGUCAAUGUAAGAAUUCCUAUCUUCCUCCCCUUUUCAUCCCUAAAGUAUCUUAGUGGCUUGUUUUAUUUCAGUGGAUGUGUCAUUUUAGAAUAAAUUUAAAUGGCCUUUCACAGAAUUUUUUUACAGUUAAAUUAGUCACAGAAUUUCAUAUGAAGCAAAUCCAGCUAAGUGCCAUUGAACUAUAACUCAAACUUGUGAUGAAGUAUGAAAUUUGAGAUCAUUGAGGAAAGAAUCUGAAAAUUACAAAACCAUAUUAAAAUUGAAUAAAGAAAUUGCAUUUCUACGUGUGACAUUGGAUAGCAUGAUUAAUUUCAUUUAAAAAAGGGCAGUGUUAGAGCAUGGAUUAAUUUGUUUCAUAUUGUUGGUACUUUUUUUUUAAGCUAAGCACAACAGUUUUGUGUUUUAUAAUGUCUGGGUAUAGCAUUUUGCUCUGCAUUAAAAAAAAAAUCUAUAUUUUAAAAACUUUAGAUCUGUGUUGCCCAAAAAGGGGGCAAGUAAUGUUUUAUAUUAAAAUAUCUGUAUUUGAUAUUUUUUUAAAUCCAUGUUGUCUCCCUGCCUAAUGUAGCUACAUUGGUUCACAUCUAAAAUAGAUACAAUUAUGAUUUCCCAUUGAAGUUCCUAAGUGCGAAUAAAUCAGUCACCUCCUGUGACAAUACCAAGAGAUUAUUAUCGACCAAUUUAAAAAAAACAAAAACCUAAACUUUAAAUUCUUUUAGUGGUUGAGCACUCCUGUCUCAAAACCAACAGAUUUAUUCAUUAGCUCUCUGUUGAAGGUUUCAGAGAUUGACUGCAGGUUAUAAGCUGCUUCCUUCCCAUUAGGCAACCUUUGUUGGCCGGUGUCAAGCACAGCACUGUGCCACCGGAUGAAAACUUUUCUAUCAGUGGCUUUUGCUGGGCCUUAAAGUUCCAUCAUACUGUUCUCCACAAGCAGUAGUCACUUUAAAAAGUAAAUUACAGAUAACAAGGUAUUCAGUGGGGCUUUAUUGUUCCUUUGAUUUCUGCUGAAUUGGUUUCAAAUUAACAUGGAUUGUAACUGAAAUAAGUCUGUUGGCUUCUUUAGUUCUCUAAAGGACACAUCCAUGCCUACCGUUAGUUCUUAGCAGGUGUGGUCAAGUGAAUUCAUAUUUUUUUUUUGGCAGAGCUUUUUAGAGCACGUCCAUAAAUUUGGGGGUGGGGGGAGGAAUUUAACCACUGCACUUUUUAAUCCAGCUCACUUUGCUUCAUCCAUGGCAGAAGGGACUGGAAGAGUUAGCAUAAAUGAAAUCAGCAGUCUUGACUAACUCUGAAUAAAAAACUUGCUUGCCCUGAAGGAUUGGAUAAAUAUAGAUGCUUACCAGGUUAGAAAUCAGUCAUGAGUAGACAGUAGAAUUGGUUAUCUUUUUUUUUAAGAGUACAAUGAAAGUCAUAAAGUUGGUAUAUAUUGCACUUACAAAGUACAGUAAAAGUUACAGUCUUAUAAAAGGAAGGUUGAUCUAACACAUGGGGUCACCACACACAGCUCCUAUGUACAUAUAACACAGUUACUCUGUCAUUGUCAUGCAGCCUAUAAAGAAGAUUGAUUCCUUGACUUCUAGGUCCAUCACGUUCUUUGUCACUAAUGUCAAAUGCAUCCCAAGGAACUGCCAUCAAUCAACUCUUGGUUUUCCACUUCAAGCAAAGCCCUCCAGCAAAUUUUUAAUGCUUGGUUGCUUCCUUAACUGCCAGUGGGGCAAAGUAUAUGCAAAAACCCCACCACACACACUUCUCAGCAUUAAGGGUGUGAUUUCAAGAUACAAAAAUGCCAUUUUUAGCUGAACAUUCUGUAUUCAGGAGGGUGCAUCUGGUUGGGGGGAAAUUGUAAAUGCUUUCCAAAACCCAAAUCAGCUGAAUUAUUUCCUUUAUGGGAUUGUAGAUACUAUCAGUUUCACCAGUAGCAUGGAGGAUGAUCCAAGAGUUGACUCAACAGUUCAGUCAUUUAAGGUUUUCUUUCCACACUUUGCUUCUGUCCUUCAUUGUAAUAUAAGACCAUGGUUUUUACAAUGUC
Molecule: messenger RNA, 10290 nt
Organism: Phascolarctos cinereus (koala)
Lineage: Eukaryota; Metazoa; Chordata; Mammalia; Diprotodontia; Phascolarctidae
Gene: TRIP12
Product: thyroid hormone receptor interactor 12
Biological process (GO): protein polyubiquitination; DNA damage response; proteasome-mediated ubiquitin-dependent protein catabolic process
Cellular component (GO): nuclear speck
Molecular function (GO): ubiquitin protein ligase activity; zinc ion binding
Source: RefSeq, a predicted model, not a curated record